Messenger RNA from Tachysurus vachellii, 2369 nucleotides. RefSeq names its product inositol-trisphosphate 3-kinase B. Lineage: Eukaryota; Metazoa; Chordata; Actinopteri; Siluriformes; Bagridae. Gene Ontology annotation, cellular component: nucleus; cytoplasm. The record is from RefSeq and is a predicted model, not a curated record. The coding region runs from base 244 to 2064 and encodes 606 amino acids. The transcript is spliced from 7 exons. Gene Ontology annotation, biological process: inositol phosphate biosynthetic process. Gene Ontology annotation, molecular function: inositol-1,4,5-trisphosphate 3-kinase activity; inositol tetrakisphosphate kinase activity.
AUAUCGUGUGUCAAACUUUUUAUGGGAUUAGAUUACAGAUACCGUCAGACUAGAUACAGUGAAAAUGUACUUUACUUUUGUUUAACUUUAUGCAAUCUUUAAUGCUAAUGAUUUAGUUUAAAUAGAAUAUUUGGCAAUUAUCUUUGCUUUGUUACUUUCUUUUUUUCAUCCUCAUUCUCAUUAUUUUUUUGGAAUGUGCACUUUUUUAUUUGUUAUGGGGAUUGUAUUUCGUAACCUAGCUCCAUGGAAGAACUGGAGUUUACCUCAAGAAAAAUGAGCACGUCAACAGAAAUGCUUGAUGAAGAUGAAUCAGGAAUAUCCAGCAAAGCAAAAACUCUAGAGAGUAUGAAAAACCAGUUGAAAGCAGAGGAAGAGAAAAUAGAUGAAUUUGCAAAUAACGACAUGAAGAAAGCUCUGCUUGGUAGCCGAAGGUCAAAGCCCAAACUUGCAUCUGCUCAGGCUGUUCUUUCAUCCAGACUAGAACCAGAGACAAUUCAAAAGGAACCAUUCAUGACUGCAACAGAAAGUCCAGAAGCCUGGGAACCUGACAGCGUGCUGAGCUGCUCGGAAAGCAACAAUGGAGAAAAAGAGAAAGACAGAAAACAUAAAAAUACAAAACGCAUUGCUGAUGAACUGUCCAGAAAGAAUAUUUGGAGAGCUGGACAGAGGGAAAGAUGGAGAGGGAAGAGAAGAGAGAGGCUGGAAGGAAUAGAAUACAUAGAAGAAGAGGACGACACUACUGAAAAAGAAAUGAACCAAGGAAUUAGAGUGAAACACAUACAAAGCCAAUGGAGAUAUAAAGAGGCGCAAGAUGAGGAAGCAGAAAAGGAUGUGACAGGACUGAGAGCGGCAGCGCAAGGAAAUAUCGAUGCGGACACAGAGAUGAGAGGAACAGUCCCUCACCGCAUAUUCUCAAAGGUUCUUGCCAACUCUUUCAACUCCUCCUCCUCCUCCUCAUCAUCAUCCUUCAACUAUUCCUCAGCAGAAAGUGAUGAGGUCUUCAGUGAAGGAGAGGAGAUGGUGAGGAGGAAAGAUGUGAGAAGGUGUCGAUCCUGGAGGACAUUUUUGACUAUGAUGCAGUGGUCAAAGCGCAGGCAGAGCUCAUGGGUGCAGCUGGCUGGACACCAAGGAAACAUCCAGCUGGGUGAAGGUGGGGAGGUUCUGAAGAGAUUCAACAAGGUGGAGGAUACCUGCCUGCAGGCACUUAUGUCUGAUCCACUCCAUCAAUUUGUGCCUCGCUAUUACGGGCACAUCAGCAGGAACGGAGACGACUACAUCCGUCUCGAGGACCUGCUGAGUGGCCUCAAGCAGCCUGUCAUCAUGGACUGCAAAAUGGGCAUCCGUACCUAUCAAGAGGAGGAGAUUGUAAAAGCAAGAACCAAAGCUAACAUUCGAACUGAUAUGUAUCAGAAGAUGGUGAAAGUAGAUCCUACAGCUCCUACAGAAGAGGAACAUGCACAGAGAGGCGUAUCAAAGCUGCGCUACAUGCAGUGGAGAGACAGCACAAGUAGUACCACGACGCUUGGAUUCCGCAUAGAAGGCAUAAUGACAGAGAAUGGGAUCGUACAUCGAGACUUUAAUAAAACUCAUAGCAAAGAACAAGUUACAGAGACCCUGCUAUUGUUUACCAACCGGCGGAUACACAUUCUAGAAGCCUAUCUGUCCAGACUGGAUGCACUGAAAAAGACAUUACAGCAGUCUGCCUUUUUCAGAUGUCAUGAGAUAAUAGGUGGCUCUCUCCUUUUCGUUCAUGAUCGGCUCACCAACAAAGCCAACAUAUGGAUGAUUGAUUUUGGGAAAACCACCCCACUGCCGAGUAAUGUGCAUCUGAAGCAUGAUGUUCCAUGGAUUGAGGGAAACCGGGAAGAUGGCUACCUAUUUGGACUUGCAUCCCUCAUCUCUUUGCUGCAUGUUGCUAUCAGGGAAGUUAGGGAAAAAAAACUAGAGAGUCAUCACUUACAGACAGAGCAUAUAGUGUCAGAAGAUAAUCAACACCAGCCUGAAAUAAAUGAGGCAUCAACAGACUUUUUAAAGGAAAUUACAGCCACCAACCAUGUGGACUGAUGAUGGACAGAAUCAUUGUAUUUAUAAAAUGUAUAUAUUUGUGUGUGUGUGUGUGUGUGUGUGUGUGUGUGUGUGUGUGUGUGUGUGUGUGUGUUUGUUUUUAUGUGUAAUUUAAACAGAAUCAAACUUUGAACACCUAGAGUUUCCUAUGUGUAUUAAAAUUUGAUUACUGCAAUGGCCACAGACCAAACACAACCAUUGAGACUAGCAAUUAAGUAAAUAAGGAAACCAAAGUCUUUGUGGAACUUUGUGGUUGCUCUCAGAUCCUAUCAGGAUUUUAAAUAAAUACCACUGUCAUACCACUA